GCCUGCGAUCUUAGAUGGUCUUGCCGAUGAGAAUGAAUCUGUGCGUGAUGCAGCAUUGGGUGCUGGACAUAUCCUUGUGGAGCACUAUGCAACAACGUCAUUACCUUUGCUCCUUCCGGCUGUAGAGGAUGGUAUUUUCAAUGAUAGUUGGCGUAUCCGACAAAGCUCUGUGGAACUGUUGGGAGAUCUCUUGUUUAAGGUUGCUGGGACUUCUGGAAAAGCUUUACUUGAGGGUGGCAGUGAUGAUGAAGGUGCUAGUACUGAAGCACAUGGACGUGCUAUCAUUGAGGUGCUUGGAAGGGAAAAGCGUAAUGAAGUUCUUGCUGCUCUGUAUAUGGUUCGGACUGAUGUCAGUAUUUCAGUGCGUCAGGCUGCAUUACAUGUGUGGAAAACUAUAGUGGCGAAUACUCCAAAAACUCUCAAGGAAAUAAUGCCAGUUUUGAUGAAUACACUAAUUUCUUCUCUUGCAUCCUCAUCCUCUGAGAGGCGGCAGGUUGCUGGACGAUCGUUGGGAGAGCUUGUUAGGAAGCUUGGGGAAAGAGUACUUCCUUUGAUCAUACCAAUUCUAUCCCGAGGGCUGAAGGACCCUAAUGCUAGCAGAAGACAAGGGGUAUGCAUUGGUCUGAGUGAAGUGAUGGCCAGUGCUGGUAAGAAUCAGUUGGUGAGUUUCAUGGAUGAGCUCAUCCCUACUAUCAGGACAGCCCUAUGUGAUAGCGAACCUGAGGUUCGUGAGUCGGCAGGCUUAGCAUUUAGCACUCUUUUCAAGAGUGCCGGAAUGCAAGCAAUUGAUGAAAUAGUCCCAACUCUUCUACAUGCUUUGGAGGAUGAUGAAACCUCUGAUACUGCCCUAGAUGGCCUGAAGCAAAUAUUAAGUGUCAGGACUGCUGCUGUUUUACCUCAUAUUUUGCCCAAGCUUGUCCAUCCUCCAUUAUCGUAUGUUUUAACCGAUACACAUCCCAAAGUCCAGUCAGCUGGGCAGACAGCACUUCAGCAGGUUGGGAGUGUGAUAAGAAUCCUGAAAUAG
Pistacia vera is the source of this 1024-nucleotide messenger RNA. RefSeq names its product protein ILITYHIA-like. Gene Ontology annotation, biological process: cellular response to amino acid starvation; regulation of translation. NCBI's taxonomy places the organism in Eukaryota, Viridiplantae, Streptophyta, Magnoliopsida, Sapindales, Anacardiaceae. The record is from RefSeq and is a predicted model, not a curated record. Gene Ontology annotation, molecular function: protein kinase regulator activity. Gene Ontology annotation, cellular component: cytosol. The transcript is spliced from 12 exons. The coding region runs from base 335 to 1024 and encodes 229 amino acids.